Messenger RNA from Lymnaea stagnalis (great pond snail), 16451 nucleotides. NCBI's taxonomy places the organism in Eukaryota, Metazoa, Mollusca, Gastropoda, Lymnaeidae. The record is from the annotation of a GenBank genome assembly.
GUCAAACACCGGAAAUGCAAAAGAAACAACAUAAAAUAUUUUUUCGCUAAAAGAUUACCCUCAAAAUGGAGGCCUCGGUCAAUAAUAUGACGAAUUCUAAUCCCAGUAAGAGUGAAUCUUAAUUAGAAAUUGCGUAGAGUAGGCAUAUGUUCAUAUAAAAAUGAUAUCAUUCAAUAGUUUUUUAGGGAUAGCGUAUAUUCUCUAUUCUGUUAUAAACUAAAAAAUACGCGAGAAACUAACUUAGGCUAUUUGACAAAAACUAAAAAUAUUGAAGAGAUGCACUGCGUUUUUUUACCAUGGCGAACUUAUGUCCUAAAUUUAUCCCUAAACCUAACCUGAACCCUAAAUCUAAACCUAACCUGAACCCUAAAUCUAAACCUAACCUGAACCCUAAACUUAUCCCUAACAUGGGUUUUAACCCUAUCGGAACCAGGGUUUUGACAUUGUCGGUCGGGCGCUUCUUCACAUUAGCCAAAAUAUAGUUGGCAAUUUGAAAACAUUAAUAUUUAAACAAUAUAAUAUAUUUAAUAUAAUUACUACAUAAGACUUUUUUGUAGAAGUGUUUUAAUAUAGUUCGAUCAGGUAAAUAGGGAGUUUUUAAUUUAAAAGCUCAGUGAUGUGCACUGGUCAGUAUUGUUUAAUUUUUUAUAACGUCAUAACCCAAGCGUACUACUACUAAUAUGUAGUAUGUCUAUAAUUUAAUAUUAUACUCAGGGACUGAUUGGGGCAAGUUGAGUGCUAUAAAUAGGUAAAACGAAACUCACUUAUGCAUACCUUCUGCACAUGUCAAAAAGUGACGCAAAAACUUUUGUGGCUAUUACUAUUUUAACAUUCGUCUCAGUGAUUAUCUAGGUUUUUUUUGCAUUUUAUGUCACAGUUUUCUAAUAAUUUAUUUUAUCAUCAGUAACUCGGUAACAUAGAGUGCAAAUUUUCCAAACGCAGUGAUAUCAUCUUGCAGCAUUGUGUAUUUUGUGACUUGCAACAUCUUUAUUUUUAUACCUGGGUAUGUUAGCUAUUAUUUUUUUAAUGUAAACUCACAGAAGAUGGCACUCUACAGUGCUACUACUUCAUUUAUUCACAAACGGGAAUAACUUUAUCUCAUUAAUAAUAGCAAUUUCUAAAAAUAGUUUGGCUUUUCAGUAUUUAUGAGAAUGCAGUUGUCACUAGUUAUUCCCCUUUGCCAAAACAAAUUGGGUUGUCAGAAAUGGCUCUCCUCAUUAAUAAUUUUAUAUAGUUAUAACAAAGAUGUCCAUUAUCUUUGAUCUUUAAAAAUUUGUGGAACACAUAUCAGUUAUUUAAUGGGAAACAGUUGAACAAUAUUAAUUAGAAAUAAAUACAACCCAAUACAUUAAAUAGUUUCUAUUAAUUUUAAUUUGUAUAGCUAUUUGAAUUUCGGAUUAGUUUAGUCCCUUGAUUUACAUAAAUAAUUAUAUAAUAAUAAUAUGAAUAGCAUCAAUCUAAGUUUAAAAAAUUUUUAUGAGAGUACCGUUAUGCUUAAAAAUUGUAUUCGAUUUUCUUAAUUGAAUCAAUAAUGGUUUAAUAAUAGCAAUCAUAAUAAUUGUUAUUCUCUCAUUAGUGACAUUACUUAAAUAAAAGAAGAUUAUUACUCUGUUGUAUAAUGUAUAUUUUAAUAGGCUUAAGACUAAUACAAAUAUUACUAAUAAACUAAUCAUACUCAUUUUAAAUAACAAAUUAUGUAGAUUCAGGAUUAAAAUACUAUGUUUUUUCUAGGUAUCAUUCAGAUUCCAAGAGAAAAUUUUAAUUUUCUAUUAAAGAACUCUGUGGAGUUCCUUUCAUUGACAAGGAGGCAUGUUUGGACAAAGACAAGUUUUAUGCAGGAGAGAUUGUAGUUUCAUCAACCAUACCAAAAAGUCUGAAGGGCAGUCUAAAUAGAAAAUGAAAAGCAUAACAUCCCCAUUACCUUUUAAAAUUUAAUCAUGAACCCUGGUAAAGGUAUGCUCAUAUUAGUCUUAUGCCUGAUGUUAAUAGUUUUAUUUAUAAUCUCUUGCAUUCAAUUUUAUUUUUUUUAAAGACUUCUACUUACCUUUUAUAAAUAUAAGAAUUGACACAAAAUUUAACUGAAGCACAUAAUUUACGGUAAUUAAAAUAUGUUUUUUUUUCUUCAUAAAUAAUAACUUUUCUAAUGUUUCUACUCAUGUUAUUUUUAAUAUAUUCUCAAAUAAAAUAAUAAAAAAUAAAAAGUCUUGAUAUUAAAUAAAAGUUUUGUUGUUUAUUGUGUUGUAUAUUGCAUUGAGAAUGUUUCUCGUGAAAAUCUGGUAGCAUUAUCUUGUAAAAAAAAAGUUGUGGAUAAAAUAAAACAAAUUUGGAAACUCAGUCACAAGUUUUUGCAGUUAAAUACAAAGAUAAAUAAGGGGGUUUUCAAAAUUCACCAAAAAAUCAUACUUUUGUAAAAGCUAGAAAGAUGAAAUUGAUGUUUUUAUAAAGCUUAUAGCUAGCCCUUUAAAGUGAUAUAUGAUUUAUGUCAAUAAGACAAUAUAAUAAUUUAGGUAAUCUCUGAUUUUAGCUUUGUAAAUUAAAGCCAUUAUCAUUAGUUAAAGAUUGGUACUUUGAUAAAGUAAGGGAGAGGAGACUAAUACUUAAUGUGUAUCGGAAACUCGGUGCCGGAAGAUUUUAAUUUUUAAAGGUUGUGUUUUUCAGUUGUCAAUUUUAAAGCCUAUUGUCUUGAAAAUUACACUUGUAUUACAAAUUUUUUUUUUAGAAUGCAUCUUGACCUAUGUUCCUAUAUAAUUCUGAUAAUAAAUUGUGCCCUCUGCACUACAUUUUGGUUGUCAGCAGUAAAUAAUUAUGCCAUUCAUUUCAAUCAUCUCCCCCAUUUUAUGAUACAUUUCAACAUAAUUUUCUAAGGAGCAGAUGCAUAUUUUUGACUAAAACUAAUACUUAUUACUGCAUUAGGACUUAAACUCAAAAAACCUCUGGAUGUAUGGUCUACAAGAGAAAAGCUAUGCUUGGCAAGUGCAGUCUUUAAAAUCGGAGAUCAGAAUUGGUAAGUCUAUUCAAAAUCUUUUUUUUUUUAAAUGUUUAUCUGGGCUUGUUAAACUUGUGCACAUUUAUUGCAAAGCUGUUGACAUUCAUGUUACUGGAAAAGACUUUCUAAGAUAUGAAGCUAAAUAUAUCUUUUUUUAAAAUAAACAAACAAAUUUAAUUGUGUUCUGCAUAAUACAUGGAUGCCACAAUAAAAUUAAUCAUAAAAUGUAAUAAAUUAUAAUUGUGUAGACUUAUUGUCAAUAACAAAUUUUUACCCGUUUUUUAGGGUUUCAGUAAGUCGUGCAAUAAAACCUUAUGCAGACCUUAACAGACCACCAGACUGGUUCCACCAGAAGGUAAAACAUAUUUCUGACAAGAUUAUCUUAUUGUAAUUGGUAAUCCUGUUUUUUUUGUAUUAGACCUAUAUUUAUGCAAAUAUAUAACCAUAUACUCUCAUAAAUUAAUGAUGAGGAUGUUCCAUAACAUCAAGCAAUUGAUACAUUAUUCUAUUUGAUGGCAUCAAAACUAUUCUUUUUUUUUCCUUUAGAAUUGUCUCCUUCAAUACUAUGACAUGUUGGAACAGUUGGAACAACCUAAGUAAGCAAUUUUAAGUAUUCCGGUAUUUUUUCAUUUAGGGAUUUGUAUUAACUAUUAAAUGAUUAAAAAAAAAAGAAUAUUUAAUUUUCAAAAAUUAAUGCUUUAAGUUUUAGCUCUAAAACAGCUUGAAUAUCUAAUUAUGAGGAAUGUCUUCUUCUUUUCUUUUUUUUUUUUAAAAGACGAAAAAGAGGUGGGGAUAAGUCAGAGACGGAUGCACCAAGUUUGCAGAUUAUGAGAAAAAUGACUAUAGAAAGGAGUGAGCAGCUUAAGAAAGAAGUUUUGGAAAUGGAGCAAAGUUUCAAGUCAGUAUUUCAAGCAGUACAAUAAAAUUUGCAAGCACCAGACUUUAUAAUUUCAAAAUACUUUAAUGCUGUAGAUGAAACAAAAUAGUUUUGUAAAAAUUCUAUUACCCUCGCAUUAAUAUUUAAAGUUGCAAGGCUGAUGCUAAAGGUAUUUUAUAUAUUGUUUUCUUACAUAUCUGAAUAAAGGGGAAAAAAGUAAAUACAAACAAGUGAUUCCUCUUUAAUAAAUUUAAUAAAUAAAAAAUACAUAUUUUUGCCAUUUAUAAAUAGGAAAAAAAUACAUGUGGUUCAGACACAUUGAAUUAAACUAAAAAAUAUCACUGUAAAUGAAUACAAGGGAAAAUAGUAUAAUUCAAAUAGUUUUUCAUUACCCGAUGUUUCCUCAAAUGUUCCCGGAAUUUGUUUUCCAAGGGCCUCUUUAUUGACCGAUGGGGGAAAAAAGAAUUUAGGACAAUUGUCUUUCAUGAAGUAAAAAUAAUGAUGAAAAUCAAGCAAAUAUAAUGAGUGUUCUCCUCAUAAUUUUCCUUGUCCUCUGCUUUGUAAAUUUUUGUUUCGUUCAGCAGUUUCGUCCUCUAAUCUUUAUUUUUACUUUAAAAAAUAUUGUAGACCUAUGUAUAAAAUUUCUCCUAAAAUGACAUUAUUUUUUAAUUGUUGUUAUAUGCAAAACUUUUAUUCCAUAAGGACUUUAAAGUCUGAAGUUGAGGCUAUCAAAGCAGGACAGUGGGAUGAUCGAAUCAAAGAUGUUUGGGAAGAAAUUCAAGAGUGAGUUGCUAUGCCUCCAAUUUAUAUAUCGGGGGAGGGGGGAAAUAAUAUUUAGCAUCACUCUGCAUCUGCAAAAAGGAAGAAAAACAUCUUUGGAAGCAAGCAAACUAAUUCUUUUUAAAACCCUAAAAGCUGCAGAUACUUCUCUUGGUAUUAAGUUGUCUUGAUAAUGAAUUUUUUAUCCUAUGUUAUCUCAACAGGGAAUUAAGAGCAAGUGAAAAUAAAAUAAAAGAAGAAGUGGCGAUGGAGGAUGAUGACGAGGAGUUAAAGGCUUUGGGUGAGUCAAUGGAAAUUUUGAACUGUUUCUUAUCUUAGUAUAAGGUUCAACAGAGGUUAAAGUGUGUGGGUAUCGUGGGAGGAGGGGGGAUGUAAUUUAUUGAUUCAAGGUUAGUCAUUUGAAACAUAAUUAUAUUUGUUAAAAAUUAAAUAAUCAUUUACUAUACAUUUAUAUUUCAUUCAGAUUUAGUGUACUCCAUAAUCUCUCUUGAAAUAAAUAAAUGAUACUAAUCUUUAGAAACUAUUAUCUUUUUUUAGAUCCAUCUUUACUUAAAUUUGUUGUUCAAUAGUUUUUUUAUUUUUCUUACAUAUUUUUUUUAGCUGCAGACACAUCAGAUUUAUUGAUGCCUAUAGGUGAUAUUGAUGACAGCACACAGGACUCAAUAGAUGAUAUAUCUGUUGUAAGUCUUUUAAUGGAAACAUAAAGAACUUUAAGAAAUUAAAACUUGUACUUAAAAAUAAUUUUCUGAUUUCUCAUAAGCCUUCAAGCUAGUAAAAAGUCCUGGGCUACUGUAAGCUGUAAAAAUUUUUUAAUAUUUUUUUUUUGUGUUCAUGAACAGCUGACAGAUGAAGAAAGUAUUGCAAAUUUAGAUAUUGUUCCGUCCAUGGUCUCAACCCCAUCACAAUCUUCUGAACUUUCCACCAAAUUGCCAGCAGCAUCUCAUCUUUUAUCAUCUCUUCUUAAAAGUGAAGUGAAGUCAGCCACAGGACUUCAACAACUUAAACUUGUGAGGAAAAAUUUUUUUUUUUACAUUUUUUUGGUGGUGUUUUUAAAGUUAAAAAAUUGGUAGGAUCUCUUUUCAAACUCACAUUGACACUAUUCAUCUUCUUACAAUCAUCAGCUUGCCUUUGCCUCAUUCAAUAUUCUUUUUUUUUAAAUUUUUUUUAAUGACAGGAGCAGGAGCAGGAACAACUUCAGACACAAGGAGGUCAACAUUCACUUUUGGCCCAAGUUUCUAGGUCUCUUCUGAAAACACCAAUAACUCAAGAUGAUCCACUCACCACUCCACCAUCUAGCUGUGAGUGUCAUUGUCUCCCCUUUUUCCUGCAAGCAUCUUGAAUUUCUUAGUUUCUUCUAUACAUUUUGAUUAAAGUCUCAGUAUUAAAAUAUUGCUAUCCGUGAAUUUGUAAUGAUAUUUUAAAACCACUAAUUUCUAUCACAUCAUGUCUAUGUACUAUUAACAUCGAUAUAUCAUCUCCAUUUACACACUUGAAUUAUACUUUAAACUUUUUAGCUUAGAAAAAAAACAGUUGAAAAUUUAUUUCGGUUUCAGUCUCACAGAGAUCACAGCUCAUUCUUAAAGCAUUUAUUUUUAAUUCUUGUAAAAACUAAAGGUCAACUUAUUGGAAAAAACUUAUUUGGAUUUAUUUGCAUGUUAUAUGUGUGCUGUCUCAUCUAUCUUUUGUAUUGCAUGCUCUGCUAUGCUGAAAAUAUAAACGAAUUAUUAUCAAGGAGUAUUUCCUGAAUGACUUAUGGAUACAAUACUAAAUAAUUUAUAUUUUAAAGAACAAAACUUAAUUUUUUUAAGAUUCAUAUGUAAUUACCAUAUAUAUAUAUAUAUAUAUAUAUAUAUAUAUAUAUAUAUAUAUAUAUAUAUAUAAACACAAAAAAAAAUAAGAUUGAAAAAAAAUAUCUAAAUAAUUUAUAUUUUAAAGAACAAAACUUAAUUUUUUUAAGAUUCAUAUGUAAUUACCAUAUAUAUAUAUAUAUAUAUAUAUAUAUAUAUAUAUAUAUAUAUAUAUAAAUCCAGACUAGGAACAAUGGGAUUGCUAAUAAAUAACUGACACCUUAUGGUCGGCUAUGAUAAUUAUAAAUCAUACUUUACUCUCUAACUCAGUAUAGGAAUUUUUACUUUAUAUGUACACAACAUAGCACAGGAUAAUUUUAUGAACUUUUCUAACAUUUUUAUUUUGUAACACAUUCAAUGAGAUCAAAAUCAUGCAGUCGGAGCAGUAUUAAAUUUUAUUUUUUUUUUAAUUAAAAAAAAAAAUAUAAUAAUUCAUAUUUUGCUUUGAAUUUUCAUGACAAAGACAGUCUCAAAAUCUUGAUGCAUGUAGUUGAUGUAGCAAUGUAUUAUUUCACUUUCGAUACCUAUGCUCACCAUUUUGGCUGGUUUGAAAAUUUGCAAGGCAUUGUUUGCUCGUUUGUUCUCUAACAGCUGCUCCAACUCUGUCUCGGUUGCUGUCCACAGCCAAAAGCCAGAGUCUAGUGACAAACAUUCUGAAGACUGUACCUUCAACCUCCACACUUGAAAGCCCAGCUCCUGACGAUCUCAAUUUAGAGGAUUCUGUGGAUCUCAGUAGUCUCCUAGAGGAAGUGGUGUCUGAGAUGACAGAAAUCUCAUCUGUGCCAGGUAGUUUGAUGAACAAUGCAUUGGGAUUAAUUAAUUUUUUUUUUGCCUUGGUUGUAACAGGUUCGUGGAAAUAAAUCUUAAGUCCAUGUAUGAUAGUGUUUUGUUAUAAGAAGUUUCUUAAUUAUUUCCUUUGUAUAAGAUCUGAGACUUUAUUUUACUGCACAUCUUUAAGAUGAAUUCAUCAGACAGUAGAUGUGACUUCAUGGCUUUCCAUAUUAUGUUGGUUCAGUUUUAACUAUCUUUGAAUAAACCUAUUUCACUUUAGGACUAAAACCUGAAAAACUUAUUCAAUGCCCAUUUGUUAUUUUUAAGGCAUCUCUUGUAUGCCAAAGGUGUUCUUGUGCCACUUUGGUGAACUGGGACAGCUAUUAUCAAAUAGAUUUAGCAAACACCUUCUCAACUUUGAGCAAAAUUAAAAAUACCCAAUCCCAUCCCAUUUUAAAGAAGGUAAGCAUGAAGAUGCGACUGACAUUUCCGUAACAAGUAUACAAUAUUCAAUAAAUACACCAGGACUUGUUUAUUUGUUGAGUGAUACACAGUUUCAUUACCAGUACCUGAUAACCUGCAUUGUAUUACUUGACUAAAAAUCUCUCUUUAUUUUACAUCCAAGUAACUUGUACUUGCUAUUGUCUUGUUCUCCUAUCCCAUGAUUCUUGCUUUGGUUCUAUUUUCAUUUCCUUGUUACAUCUUGAAGUAGUCGCCAUCUUAUUUUGAGCUGAGUUUCUUUUUUUUUUCAUUUUAUCUUGACUGUUUUACUAUGUCUUGAUCUAUUUCCUGGAAAGCCCUCAUUUUGAUGUUGAUCUUUUCUCAAGCUUCUUCACACGCGGUGUGCUUUAUAUUUCAUUAAAUGCAAUUUGAUUGUAGUCUCCCCUCUAUAAUCCUUGACACUUGUAUCCUGAAAUGUCUGUGAGCCUCCUAUAAAGUAUUGUCCAGGUAUUAAUUUGAACAUAAACUCUAAUUAAACUAAACAAUGUUCUAGAGCAGGGGUCGGGAACCUUUUGUUUGAGAGAGCCAUGGACACCACAUAUUUUGAAAAGUAAUUCUGUGAGAGCCAUACAUUAUAUUUCCCUUUAAUUACAAUGAAUGCAGGGUUGCUAUUUUUCUGUCUUUUAGGUCAGCGGAGUUUAUCUCCUUUACCACUUCUGAUGCUGAGCUGCAGCAGACUUAAGCUCAUUUUUAGAAUGAAAUAUUAAUAUGCAAUUAAUAUGUAGAUCAAAGGAGUCUAAAGAAAUUUUUUUUUUUUAUAAUCGAACAUUUGUCUGCGAGCCAGAUGCAGCAAUCAAUAGAGCCACAUCUGGCUCGCGAGCCAUAGAUUCCCGACCCCUGUUCUAGAGUAUUGUUUCCCUCCUUUAAACUGACUUGUAAUUCCCUUUUUUUUGGUGUGACUGUUUGAAAUGUAGAUGUCACCAUAAUAAGCCAGAAUGAGGAAGAGCCUGAAUCUGUUAUAGAAAUUGAGGAAGUUGUCAAAAAAGCAAUGGAAGUCAAGGAGGAAGAGAAUGUUUUAGAUGAAGAAGAAAUAGUAACCAGCCAAGAGCUGGUUGUGAAGGAGGAGGAGCAGACAAGAGAGACGCCAAACUGUCAAGGUGUGGACACAAGCAUUGUGAAGGAGGAAAGGGAAAAAACAGUAAGUUACCAUUUUAUUUAUGCUAGAGCUUUAUGUGACUAACUGCCUGGUGUGUUACCUGAAAGUCAAAGAGAGCAAUCUCCUACAGAAUGCAUUUUUUUAAGACACCUAGGUUGGUUAAAUCUGAACUUGAAACAUCUUUCCUCAAGAAAGCUAAGAAUUUAUUUUUUUGGGACUAUUUUCAAAAAAUAAAAAAACAUAAGAAUUAAAUAUGGUGCAAAAACAACAUGGUCUGGCCUCAAGUCACUUAUUCACUUGCAGGAGGAUGAAGAAGAAGCCCCAUUGAAAAAAACAGCAGACAGUGUAGCAAGUGAAACAGAGCUGCCAGAAUCAUCAGUCAAGGACGAAUCACCAUCUCCCACCAGCAGCAUUUGUUCAAGAAUUAGCGAGACGGGCAGCAAAAGGGGGAGAAGAGGUAUCUUAAAUCUUGAGGAACUAAAAGUAAACAGUUGCUCCCUUUGUAAAAAAAAUUUCUCAUUCUAAUUAGAAAUUUUGGGAGUGUAUUCGAGCUUUUGAAAAUUUGUUGUGAAUGUUUUUUUUUAGUAUGGGUGUUUCAAACUCAUGAUCCCCACAAGUGAACCGACAUGCAUAAAUAAAUUAUUUUGAAAGAAUAACAGAAGCAUGAGUUUUAAGUGAUAAGAUUACAAAAUUUUCAAAGCCUUUAGCAGGGGAUUGUAUGUUAUUGUAUAGAGCAGGGGUCACCAAACUUUAUUCACAGUGGGCCGGAUGACUGACAAAAUGACAAGCGCUGGCCGCAUAAUAAUUUUGUACAAUACUUGAUUAAUCCUGAAAUCAAAGUUGUGUAAAAUUAUCAUUAAAACAAGAGUUAUUGCGGAGGACAUGAUCAGCGGAAUAGAGUCACAAAAUGUGGAGUCCAUAGUUAAAAAAAUACAAAACGACCUUGCACUUUAAAAAUGCAUAACUCAAAAAGUACUAAAAUUAGAAAGUUGAUUCUGGUUUAAUUUUUUUAAAUUUCAAAUUUGCUCAAUAUAACUGUACUUUUUAAAUAAAUGUUUAGCAUUUUUUAGUUUUUUUACCGAUCUACCUAAUUCUAAACACAAUAUAAAAAUAAUAUCACAAAGUCUUGUGUUCCAUACAUUUUAUCAAGCGUAUUUAAGUACCGUCGGCCUGAUGAACAAAUGCCGCUUGGGCCGUAGUUUAGAGUGACUUAUGUAAUCUUUGUUUGUUUAUAUUUGCAACUCUUAUUGACAAUUAGUACAUUAUCAAUAUGUGGUCCUCUGGUUGAUUUAAGUUUAAAUUAUAAGUUUAAAUUUGCUGAUAACAAUUGCCUUAAUAUCUUUAUUUGCUUUAAAAAAAAAAAAAAAAAGAAUGAAUAAUACGCUAAUCCUUGAUGAAUCUAAUGAACUCUUGAGUUUAAAAUUAUAGAUAACUUAUUUAUUUAAUUAAAUAGAUAAUGAAAGCGACUGUUGUUUUCAGGAAGGCCAAGGAGUGCCAAAUCCCGUGUGAACAUUAGGAAAAGUUAUACAAUGGUGAGAAAAUUCAAAAUUUACCCAUUUAAUAAAUAUUAACUUCUCAUUUUCUUGGAUCUUCCGUUAGGCUUCCUAAUUCUUUUUUUGAUUUUCUUAGCCCAUUAAAAAAUUAUUGUUGGCUAAUUAUAAUUUGAAAACAUAAUUCUAGACUUGUUAACCUUACUUUGAGCUUUGGUUGGAAUCCAAAAAUUAUCUUUUUAAGGAUCUUUAAGAUAUAACUUAAGGAAAAACAACAAUUAUCUUCUACUUUAAAGAGGAUGAGUUUUAUAAUAGCCAGUGUAAGAUAAAAGCUUUUCACAUCAAUUUUAUUAGGAUGAGGACAAAAAAGAUGAUGGAAGCAGCUCUAAGCACAGUGAUGUUGACAGUGAAGAUGACAUGAGAAGUGAUGACCCACAGUUACCGUCUGUCAACCAUAGCUCCAUUCUGUCAGAGUCGUUUCCUAACAGUCCUGCCUCUCUCUCUAUUUGGUAUGUUUUAUGCUUCUUUUGUGUAAGCCAGUGUAAUCUAUUUUUUUGUUAUCAGGUACUAGAGGCCGACCGAAUUUCGGUUUCGGCGCCGAAAGUGGCCAUUUUAUCACUUUCGGCCAAGUUUCGGUUUCGGCCGAAACUGAAAAGUUAACUUUCGGCUUAAUUUCGGUUUCGGCCGAAAGAGAAAAGUUAACUUUCGGUUUUUCUUCGGUUUCGGCCGAAAUUGACUUAGACUUUCGGCCAUCCGGCCGAAAGUGACUCAGGUUUUUGGUCAUUUAAUACUCAGCGAAAGCGAUAUUUAACAACAAAAUAAGCGACAUUUAAGAAUAAAUUAAGUGAUCUUUGAGAACAAACUCAAUGAUAUUUAACAACAAACUAAACGACAUUUAUGAACAAACUAAACGAUAUUUAAAACAAACUAAGCGAUCUUUAAGAACUAUCUUAGCGAUCUUUAAUAACAAACUAAACGAUCUUAAAGAACAAACUAAACGAUUUUUAAGACCGAACUAAAUGAUCUUUAAGAUCAAAACAAAUGAUCUGUAAUAGGAAACUAAAUGAUUUAUAAGAAUAAACUAAGCGAUCUUUAACAGAAAACUAAAUGUUCUUUAGGAACAAACUAAAAGAUCUUUAAGAACAAACUAAUCGAUCUUAAGGAACAAAAUCAAUUAUCUUUAAGAACAAACUAAGCGAUCUUUGUGAAAAUCUAAGCGAUCUUUAACAACAAACUGAGUGAUCUUUAACAACAAACCAGGCGAUCUUUAUGAACAAACUAACCGAUCUUUAAGAAAAAAUAAAGCGAUCAUUAACAAAAACUGGACGAUCUUAAACAACAAAUUAAGCGAUCAAUAACAACCAACUAAAUUUUAGUUCAACCAUUAAAAAAAGAUGCAUUCAAUAGCUAGGUCCUUAAAGAAAUAAGUUUGGCCGUUAAAAUUUUGAAAUGUUUGUUUGAGUCAGUUGGCAACCCUGGAAAGGGGGGGGGGGGUUCAGUCGACGCCAUCAUUUACGUCUUUCUGAAACGGUGCGCCAUUGAUAGAAACCGCUGGAACAAAAAAAACACAAAAGCACAAAGAUAGACUGAUGAGAAGCGAGACUACGAGCCAUAGAAAUAAGCCGCCUCCCCCCCCCCUUUUUUUUUGUGUGCCUCCCCACCUUUUCUUUACACAAGUUUCCGAAUUUGUCCGGAGCAAUCCUCGCAUGUACAAUAACUAAAAGAGGCAAGCUAUGAAUGGACUAUAAUGUAGGUGAUUAGUUAUCAGUGACGAGUUGUUGUUGUUUUUUUUUUUAAAAUACUAUUCAUUGCCAUUGAAUCGUAUCGUCAUAAAAUGCUUGUUUACCAUACUAUUACAUAAAGAUAAACCCAGCCCCGGAGAAAGUUUGCAUUGUGUAAGUCCUACACGUUACUGCUAGGCAAUAUGGUAUCACGACUCAAAGAUCAUACUUUGAUCAGACCCAGAAUAAGAAUGGAACAACGUCCAACUCGGUCGUUGUAAUUGUGUUGUUUAUGUCAACUUUCUGUCUCAUUUUCACCCUCACAACCACCCCAACGCCCACCCCCACGCCCACCCCACGCCAACCCCACGCCCACCCCAACCUCAACUAGAGGCCGACCGAAUUUCGGCUUCGGUUUCGGCGCUGAAAGUGGCCAUUUUAUCACUUUCGGCCAAGUUUCGGUUUCGGCCGAAACUGAAAAGUUAACUUUCGGCUUAAUUUCGGUUUCGGCCGAAAGAGAAAAGUUAACUUUCGGUUUUUCUUCAGUUUCGGCCGAAAUUGACUUAGAUGGCCGAAAGUGACUCAGGUUUUCUGUCAUUUAAUACUCAGCGAAAGCGAUAUUUAACAACAAAAUAAGCGACAUUUAAGAACAAAUUAAGCGAUCUUUGAGAACAAACUAAAUGAUAUUUAACAACAAACUAAACGACAUUUAUAAACAAACUAAACGAUAUUUAAAACAAACUAAGCGAUCUUUAAGAACUAUCUUAGCGAUCUUUAAUAACAAACUAAACGAUCUUAAAGAACAAACUAAACGAUUUUUAAGACUGAACUAAAUGAUCUUUAAGAUCAAAACAAAUGAUCUUUAAUAGGAAACUAAAUGAUUUAUAAGAAUAAACUAAGCGAUCUUUAACAGAAAACUAAAUGUUCUUUAGUAACAAACUAAAAGAUCUUUAAGAACAAACUAAUCGAUCUUAAGGAACAAAAUCAAUUAUCUUUAAGAACAAACUAAGCGAUCUUUGUGAAAAACUAAGCGAUCUUUAACAACAAACUGAGUGAUCUUUAACAACAAACCAGGCGAUCUUUAUGAACAAACUAACCGAUCUUUAAGAAAAAAUAAAGCGAUCAUUAACAAAAACUGGACGAUCUUAAACAACAAAUUAAGCGAUCAAUAACAACCAACUAAACGAUCUUUAAAAACAAAUUAAGCGAUAUUUUAGAACCACAAUUUUUACAGACCCGGUUUAAAAAAUAAUACUUUGCAUUAACUUCCCCCCCCCCUUCCCUAUCUCAAUUUUUGCCAAAUUUUCUCAUAACAUACUAAUUAAAAAAAAUUGUAACGCAAUUUAAAUUACUCUUAUAUUAAAAUGGUAAAAUCCAAAGUAUUCAUUAAAUCAAGGGUCUCAAACUCAAAUUACCAGGGGGGAGGGGUGGGCGCAGGAGGUAGUAUCUGAAUGAGAGUGGGCCUCAUCAAGUAAUCCACAAAAAAGCGACUACAACUGUUACAAUAUGCUCAACCUUUAUAAAUAACGAUAAAAUCAUUAAGGGUUCUCAAGAACUAGGAUUCACUUUCAUCCACCUACUCACUGCUGCAUUAAAAAAAUUAUAGAAACAUUACAAAAAAAAAAAAACAACAGAAUUAGACUAGUCGGUGGGAUUCGACUGACACCGUCGCGGAGAGUCACGCUAUAGCUAUGAGGUUGGGGGAAACGGGCCGGCGCAUUUACACUAAACUUCUCUGUCAUGUAGCGGGCCGCAAAAUAUCGUUUUGCGGGUCACAAAUGGCUCGAGGGCCGCGAGUUUGAGACCCCUAUAUUAGAUGUUUAUUUAUUAACAUUCACAAUUAUCUCAUUUUUAUAAAAAGAAUGUAAAUAUUUAUACUUUCCCACAUCAUUUUGGAUGUAUGCAAAAUGUAUGCGGGAACGAAUUUCAAAAUAUCUAUUUAUUUCAUUUUCGGCUUCGGUUUCGGCUUCGGUUUUGGCUUCGGCUUCGGUUUCGGCCAAAAUUCAUUUUUAACUUUCGGCCUUUUUUCGGUUUCGGCCGAAAGUCAUUUUUAAACUUUCUGCCUUUUUUCGGUUUCGGCCGAAAGUCAUUUUAAACUUUCGGCCUAUUUUCGGCUUCGGCCGAAAUCAGAAAAUCACUUUCGGUCGGUCUCUAUCAGGUACCACAUAACUUGAUGAUAAUAAUAUUGAUCAAAUUUAUUUAAUAUUGUCACACUUUUAUAUAAAAUCAAGCCUAUGUCUGAAAGGGUGAUGGCGGGGGAGACUUGGGUAGGGAAUGAUUUUAAAAAAUAGCAUUUUGAGUUUACAAAAUAUUGUUUUUUCGUUUGGAUUUUCUAGUCAUAAGCAUUUCUGGCGCAAGUAAUGAUGUGCCACAUCUGUAAAACAAUGUCUGUUCUAAUAAGUUUGUGAUAGAACGUUCGAGUUGGGUCUUAGAAGUUCAGGUUUGGUCGUUUGCGGGGUUCCACUUGUGUUCCGUCAUCAGCAGGGUUCGGCUUGUGUUCAGUCGUCAGAAGGAUUUGGCUCAGUUGUCACCAGGGUUCGGUUUCGUCGUCAGCUGGAUUUGAGUUCGGUGUGUUAGGUUCGAUAGAAUUGAAAAAUAUUGUCUGGGUGCAUUCUCAUACUCUGUAAAAAAAUCUUUUUGAUUAGCCAAACUUUUCUAUUUAACAACUUAUUGAAGGAUUAAAAAUGUAUAUUAUAAAAAUUGUUUUAUGUUUUAAUGCCUCUGACGCCUUGUUGUACUUUACAGUAGUGACACAGAAGAGGAGAAAUCACUCAAGCAGUGGAAGAAGUCUAUAAUGCUUGUCUGGCGAGCAGCUGCCACUCACAAGUAGGUUAUCAUAUAUAUAUAUAUAUAUAUAUGUAUGAAGUAGUGUACUGGUAAUUUUAAUUUAAUUUUCAUUUCUCAGGUAUUAUAAACUUAGACAUUUCUUUAUUAUGUCCGCCAUUGUUAUUAUUUCCUAAUUAAAAAGUAUGAUGGGGUUUUUAAGACAUGGACUUUUUAUUCUCACUGUCAAGCAGAUUGUAUGUCACAUUCAGUGCAAAAGGCACUGAGCAAAGAAUUUGUAUUGAUGCGUACAUUUUAAAUCAAGUCUAAAAUUGUAAAUUGUGUCUUUCAGAUAUGCUAACGUUUUCUUACAUCCAGUGACAGAUGAUAUUGCUCCAGGAUACCGCAGUGUAGUUCACAGGUUUGAAUGAAUUAUUUCUGGGCUUCAGUUAUUACUAACACAAUCAACCAUUCCAUGAUUAACAAAUCCUGAAUUGUCUUCUUUUAAUCAUUUCUCUGUUGUUUGAUGACUUUGAAUUAGCUUUCUUGUAAAAGUGAAAAAUAGUGAAUGAUUUGUAGGAAAAUAAUUAUUUUUAAUGAUGUUCUUUGAAUGAGUUCCCUAUCAAAAUAAAGGGCCCUCUGUUUUGUUACAGGCCCAUGGAUCUCAGCACAAUAAAGAAAAAUGUUGAGAAUGGAGCAAUCCGUACAACCGUUGAGUUCCAGCGAGACAUGAUGCUGAUGUUCACCAAUGCUAUUAUGUACAAUUCCUCCAACCACAAUGUGUUUAAAAUGGCAAAGGAGAUGUAUGAUGAUGUGAUGCAACACAUUGAGGUAGGAAAAUCUCAACUUCUACUUUAAACUUUUUCAUUUCAACUGUUAUUGAAAAUGCAAUCUCAAAUAAUAUCUCUUAAAAACCAGUUAAAGACAUAAAAGAGUUUGAGUGAGCAGGGAAGGUUGGGGGUAUGAAAUAAUAAAGUUAUGUGAAUCAUGUCACACUGUUCAUUUUAAAUAGAGAUGAUUUACAAAUAUUUAUUCUAACAAAAAGUUUAUGAUUGUCUCAACUGCCUUUUCUCCCAGCCAUUUAUCCCUAUGCAUUUAUUUACAUUAUCAUCAUUUCUUUCAUGUCUCAUUCAAUUCUUUAUUCAAUGCUGAUGAAUUUUUAUUUUUUAAAAUUUGGAUAGAUUUUCCAGAAAGAGUGUAACUGUAUUUAAAAUGAGAAUUUCCUUUAAUAGAAUUUUAGUGAAAUUCAAAAUCUCAUAGCAAGUUCUUGCUGUAUUCCAGUGUAAUUGCCUUGUCAUUCAUUAGUAAAGCAAAAUUCAAAUUGGCAUCAUAUCAUCUCAUCACAAACUCCUUCAUCCCUACACUUUGCUAUUAAAUUUUUAGCAAUAUGUCAACACACAGAUGAUGAUACAAACCACAGAUGCAAAGAACCUUCGCCAGUCUCGAAGACCAGACACAUCGGACAAGGUAAACAAGCUAACUUAUCAAACUACAAGAACUUGUGAUAAAUUUAUCUCCCCUCUCCAUCAUGUUUCAAAUUCCUCAGAUUUGAUUGGCUCCUGCUUUACACAAUUAUACUGAAUAGUUAUUCUGACAAUCCCUGUUUUAUUAAUGAGUGC